AUGAUUUCAACAUAUUUGCUUACUAACUUAUAGCUUUAAUUCAAAUAAACAAAGAUAAACCUACUUUUAAGUUUGUUAGUUAAUUUUAGAUAGAAUAUUUGCAUAACAGAUCAUACGAAAACAUUUUUAUAUUUAAAAACAAAUAUUUAAUAAAUAAUUAUUUUCUGUUAGAUUAAACUCCUUUAAUUAACAUAGAUAGAAAAUUAAGAUAUAUUUUAUCUUAAGGAAAAUCUGAUAUACAAGAAUAGAUUAAUUAUGCUACUUAAUAAGUUAUCGAUGGUAUCAUAUAAUGGUAUCCUAAUAUAACUAAUAGUUUUAAUUUGUUUACUGAUAAAGUAUCCUAUUGUAUUUCAGAUGUAUAAUUAAUCAAGAGAAAUCUUCAGUAAUUCGGAAUUUUUAAAGAAAAUGAAGAUAUCCUUAACAUUUAAUCAUAAAAGAAUUUAGAAACAAGUAAAAUCAAUUUAGCUAGAUUUUUGA
Molecule: messenger RNA, 477 nt
Organism: Tetrahymena thermophila SB210
Lineage: Eukaryota; Ciliophora; Oligohymenophorea; Hymenostomatida; Tetrahymenidae
Product: transmembrane protein, putative
Exons: 1
Source: RefSeq, a predicted model, not a curated record